Racocetra fulgida is the source of this 425-nucleotide messenger RNA. The record is from the annotation of a GenBank genome assembly. Lineage: Eukaryota; Fungi; Glomeromycota; Glomeromycetes; Diversisporales; Gigasporaceae.
AUGACCAAGCAAAAACAAAAUCAAACUAACAAUUCAAGUGAUGCUGAUACUGAAACAGAGUCCAGAAAUUCUAAUAACUCAAAAUUAGGACAUCCACAAACAGGUGUUUGGAAAUUUUUUAAAAGAGAUCAGCCUAAAGGUGAUGGUCAUUGGGAAGGAACUUAUCGGUUAGAAGAAUUAGCAAAAAUUUAUCGGUUUAAUUUAUCAAACCCUAUAGAACAACUUCGCCACACUCAAACUGCAGAUAUAACCCCUGAAAUAAUGUCAAACAUUGCCGAAACUGUUUUUAAAGAAUUUGAAGAAGAAACAUUAACCGAUAAUGAUGAAAUUGAAAUGCUUAAUUCUGCUGAAGACCUUUAUCCAAAUGAACAAAAUUUAGAUUUAAGUAUUUCAACUUCUAUUGAUUUUAAAUCUUCAGUUUUUAC